CGGUGCCUAAGAGGGGCACCGAGUGCCGGGCCUCGCCCUCCGCGGUCCCUCCCUGUUCCUCUUCUCCCCGCCUCCCAGGGUUCGCCCCUCCCUCCCCCGAGGAGCAGUCUCUCCUCCGCGCGUCUUCGGGCGCUCUCUCCAUUGUCUCUGCCUUUACAACAGGUCCGGGCAGUGCGGAAGACCGUGGGGGUGCAGGGUCAUCCGAGCUCCCUUGCUUUCUGGGGGUCGCUUCUCUUCUAUACAUGCGCAUCACCCGCUGCUUUUAUUCUGUUCUGGCGCUAAUUUCCCAGCGGAGCAGCCCCGGGGUGAGUCCGACCUCUCCCCCUGGGCUCCCCUCCCAGCCUGCUCCGCCGCCUCGGUUCUGCGUGUGGGAAUGAUGUGCGCAUUGGAGGACUUAAGUUCUUCACGCGCCUGAUGUGUUCUCGCCUUUUCUUCUACCAAAUCAUAUUAAUCCUCAUAAUCAGUAAAUCCAAGACAGCAGCAAAAAUAGGCAAACCCUAUUUUCCCGCUUUAUUCCAAGAAGCUUUCCGGUUUUUAUUUUUAUUUUUAAAGAGGGAGACGAUGGACUGAGCAGAUCCACACCAUGGAGUCUCGGGUGUUACUGAGAACGUUCUGUUUGAUCUUCGGUCUCGGAGCAGUUUGGGGGAUUGGUGUGGACCCCUCCCUGCAGAUUGACGUCUUAACAGAGUUAGAACUUGGGGAGUCUUCGACCGGAGUGCGCCAGGUCCCCGGGCUACAUAAUGGGACCAAAGCCUUUCUCUUUCAAGAUAUCCCCAGAAGUAUAAAAGCAUCUACUGCUACAGCUGAGCAGUUUUUCCAGAAGUUGAGAAAUAAACAUGAAUUUACUGUUUUGGUGACCCUGAAACAGACCCAUUUAAAUUCAGGAGUUAUCCUAUCCAUUCACCACUUAGAUCACAGGUACCUGGAACUGGAGAGCAGUGGCCAUCGGAAUGAAGUAAGACUGCAUUACCGCUCAGGCAGUCACCAUCCUCACACAGAAGUAUUUCCUUACAUUUUGGCUGAUGACAAGUGGCACAAGCUCUCCUUAGCUGUCAGUGCCUCCCAUUUGAUUUUACAUGUUGACUGCAAUAAAAUUUAUGAAAGAGUGGUAGAAAAGCCCUCCAUGGACUUGCCUCUGGGCACAACAUUUUGGGUGGGACAGAGGAAUAAUGCACAUGGAUAUUUUAAGGGUAUAAUGCAAGAUGUGCAAUUACUUGUCAUGCCCCAAGGAUUUAUUGCUCAGUGCCCAGAUCUUAAUCGCACCUGUCCAACUUGCAAUGACUUUCAUGGACUCGUGCAGAAAAUCAUGGAGCUACAGGACAUUUUAGCCAAAACAUCAGCCAAGCUGUCUCGAGCUGAACAGCGAAUGAAUAGAUUGGAUCAGUGCUAUUGUGAAAGGACUUGCACCACGAAGGGAACCACCUACCGAGAAUUUGAGUCCUGGACAGACGGCUGUAAGAACUGCACAUGCCUGAAUGGAACCAUCCAGUGUGAAGCCCUAGUCUGCCCAAUUCCUGACUGCCCACUUAAGUCUGCUCCUUCAUAUGUGGAUGGCAAGUGCUGUAAGGAGUGCAAAGCAAUAUGCCAAUUUCAAGGACGAGCCUACUUUGAAGGAGAAAGAAAUACGGUCUAUUCCUCUUCUGGAGUUUGUGUUCUCUAUGAGUGCAAGGAUCAGACCAUGAAGCUUGUUGAGAGUUCAGGCUGUCCAACUUUGGAUUGUCCAGAAUCUCAUCAGAUUACCUUGUCUCAUAGCUGUUGCAAAGUAUGUAAAGGUUAUGACUUUUGUUCUGAAAGGCAUAAUUGCAUGGAGAAUUCUGUCUGCAGAAAUCUGAAUGACAGAGCGGUUUGUAGCUGUCGAGAUGGUUUCAGGGCCCUUCGAGAGGACAAUGCCUACUGUGAAGACAUUGAUGAAUGUGCCGAGGGGCGCCAUUACUGUCGUGAGAAUACAAUGUGUGUCAAUACCCCAGGUUCUUUCAUGUGCAUCUGUAAAACUGGAUACAUCAGAAUUGAUGAUUAUUCAUGUACAGAACAUGAUGAGUGCAUCACAAAUCAGCACAACUGUGAUGAAAAUGCUUUAUGCUUCAACACUGUUGGAGGACACAACUGUGUCUGCAAGCCGGGCUAUACUGGGAAUGGAACCACAUGCAAAGCAUUUUGCAAAGAUGGCUGUAGGAAUGGAGGAGCCUGUAUUGCAGCUAAUGUGUGUGCUUGUCCACAAGGCUUCACUGGGCCCAGCUGUGAAACGGACAUUGAUGAAUGCUCUGAUGGCUUUGUUCAAUGUGACAGCCGUGCUAAUUGCAUUAACCUGCCUGGAUGGUACCACUGUGAGUGCAGAGAUGGCUACCAUGACAAUGGGAUGUUUUCACCAAAUGGAGAAUCCUGUGAAGAUAUCGAUGAGUGUGGGACCGGGAGGCAUAGCUGUGCCAAUGAUACCGUUUGCUUUAACUUGGAUGGUGGAUAUGAUUGCCGAUGUCCUCAUGGAAAGAAUUGCACAGGAGACUGUAUCCAUGAUGGAAAAAUUAAGCACAAUGGUCAGAUCUGGGUGUUGGAAAAUGACCGGUGCUCUGUGUGCUCAUGUCAGAAUGGAUUUGUAAUGUGUCGACGGAUGGUCUGUGACUGUGAGAAUCCCACGGUUGAUCUUUUUUGCUGCCCUGAAUGUGACCCAAGGCUUAGCAGUCAGUGCCUGCAUCAGAAUGGGGAAACGCUGUACAACAGUGGUGACACCUGGGUCCAGAAUUGCCAACAGUGUCGCUGCUUGCAAGGGGAAGUUGACUGUUGGCCACUGCCUUGCCCAGAGGUGGAGUGUGAAUUCAGUGUCCUCCCAGAGAAUGAGUGCUGCUCACGCUGUGUCACUGACCCUUGCCAGGCGGACACUAUCCGCAAUGACAUCACCAAAACUUGCCUGGAUGAGAUGAAUGUGGUUCGCUUCACUGGGUCCUCUUGGAUCAAACAUGGCACUGAGUGUACUCUCUGCCAGUGCAAGAAUGGCCACAUCUGUUGCUCAGUGGAUCCACAGUGCCUUCAGGAACUGUGAAGUGAACUGUCCCCCGGGAGAUUUCUGGUUAAAGAAUAUUCUUUCAUUAAAAAGACCAAAAAAAAAAAAAAUGUGAAACUUGAAUUGGAUGAUUUGUGGGCAGCUAAGUGCAGCUUUGUGAUAGCUGACUAAACUUUCAAUUAUGAAACUUGUGGAGCUUGAGAAAAUCACAAAAGGAAAAUUCUUUUGUGGUCAAAUCCUUGGGGCAGAAUUAGACCACAGUUCUGCCUCUCCGGUGUCUGACAUCACCAUGUGAAAGAGUGAGUGAGGAAAAUGCGCGAUGGCAUCAUGACCUCUGGUUAUAAACCCGAACCCACUGGAUCUCAGAAACCUUCUAGCUUCAUUGGUGCAGAAAAAUUUACUCUAGAUCAGAAUCUUCACCAAUCAGUUAGGCUCCUCACUGCAAAGAAGAAAAACAUAAGGCAGUGAACAAAUUAUAUUUUCAGAAGUAAAGCGAAGAAGCUAUAAUGUGUUAUAUACAGUACACACUCUGAAAAGAAAUCUGAAACAAGUUGUUGUAAUGAUAAAAAAAUAACACACAGGCAUGGUUACUUAAUAUUUUCUAACAGGAAAAGUCAUGUCUACUUCCUUGUUUUACUGCACUUAAUAUUAUUUGGUUAAAUUUGUUCAGUAUAAGCUCGUUAUUGUGCAAAAUUAAAUAAAUAUUUCUCUUACCUUAUAA
Messenger RNA from Orycteropus afer afer, 3716 nucleotides. The record is from RefSeq and is a predicted model, not a curated record. NCBI's taxonomy places the organism in Eukaryota, Metazoa, Chordata, Mammalia, Tubulidentata, Orycteropodidae.